Vicia faba (fava bean) is the source of this 1503-nucleotide messenger RNA. NCBI's taxonomy places the organism in Eukaryota, Viridiplantae, Streptophyta, Magnoliopsida, Fabales, Fabaceae. The record is from the annotation of a GenBank genome assembly.
AUGAGGAAAUCAUCUUUUUUCUUGACAGUCUUAACAAUUCUCAUGUCUAUUUCAACUGCAAUAUCAUCACAAUCGCCCCUUCAAAAUUUCCUCACCUGUUUUUCUCAUAAUUCUCAUGCUUCUAAAGUUAUUUACACACCAAACAACUCCUCAUUUUCAACCAUCCUCAACAAGAAAAUGUAUAACAAGAAAUUUCAAACACCAACAACACCAAAACCUUUGGUAAUUAUAGCUGCAAAAGAUGCUUCUCAUGUUCAGGCAACAAUUAAAUGUGCCAAAAGUAACAAUAUCCAAAUCAGAAUCCGAAGCGGAGGCCAUGACUAUGAAGGUUACUCAUAUGUAUCAGACGUGCCUUUUGUUAUACUCGACAUGUUUAAUAUCAAUUCAGUUGAUAUCAACUUACAAGAAGAAACAGCAUGGGUUGGUUCUGGUGCAACACUUGGUGCUGGUGGUUUUUUAUCUGGUGGUGGGUAUGGAAAUUUGAUGCGAAAAUAUGGUCUUUCUGUUGAUAAUGUCAUUGAUGCAAUCAUAGUUAAUGUCAAUGGUAACAUCUUGGAUAGAAAAUCAAUGGGAGAAGAUCUCUUUUGGGCUAUAAGAGGUGGUGGUGGUGCUAGUUUUGGUGUUAUUCUUUCAUGGAAACUCAAAUUGGUUCAUGUACCUCCACAAAUUACUGUUUUCAAUGUGACAAGGAAUGUAGAUGAAGGUGCAACUGAUGUUGUUUACAAAUGGCAACUAGUUGCACCAAAAUUACAUAAAGAUCUGUUCAUUAGAGCGCAACCUAAUGUUGUUCAAAUUGGUAAUGGGACAAAAAAUGUAGUGGAAAUUCUUUUCUUUGGUCAAUUUUCUGGAACAACGAAAAGGCUUUUACUUUUGAUGAGUGAAAGUUUUCCUGAAUUAGGUUUGAAAAAAAGUGAUUGUUUUUCAAUGCCUUGGAUUAAUAGCACUCUUUUUGCGUAUAGUCGACCAAUUGGUACUCCCCUUGAAGCAUUGUUUGAGGAUCCUCAAGCAGUUUAUUCCAAAGGUCAGUCAGAUUAUGUGAAAAAACCUAUUCCAAGAAAAGUUUUAGAAUCUAUAUGGAAAAAAAUGAUUGAAGGUCAGACUAUGUUUAUGCAAUGGAGUCCUUAUGGUGGGAGAAUGGGAGAGAUAUCGCCAUCACAAACUCCAUUUCCUCACAGAGCUGGAAAUUUAUUCAAGAUUCAAUAUUUUAAUACUUGGACUGAUGGAUCUCCUAAAUCUAUUGAAAGUCAUGUGAACUUUUCAAGGUCGUUUUAUAAAUUCAUGACACCCUAUGUAUCAAAUUCUCCAAGGGAGGCAUUUUUUAACUAUAGGGAUGCUGAUAUUGGUGCAAAUCAUCCGAGUAAUACAACCAAAUUUAAAAUUUCUAGAACUUAUGGAAGUAAGUAUUUCAAAGGAAAUUUUGAAAGAUUGGUGAGUGUGAAAACUAAGGUUGAUCCUGAGAAUUUUUUCAGAUAUGAACAAAGUAUACCUACUAGGACAUAUUAA